This is a messenger RNA of Penicillium macrosclerotiorum, 2127 nucleotides long. RefSeq names its product Zn(II)2Cys6 transcription factor. Gene Ontology annotation, molecular function: DNA-binding transcription factor activity, RNA polymerase II-specific; DNA binding; zinc ion binding. The record is from RefSeq and is a predicted model, not a curated record. The transcript is spliced from 4 exons. The coding region runs from base 1 to 2127 and encodes 708 amino acids. Gene Ontology annotation, biological process: regulation of DNA-templated transcription; DNA-templated transcription. NCBI's taxonomy places the organism in Eukaryota, Fungi, Ascomycota, Eurotiomycetes, Eurotiales, Aspergillaceae.
AUGAGUGAAAAUAAGACAAAACACUCAACUCGUCCCUAUCGAUCGAAAAGACGCCCACCAUGUGAUCGAUGUCGGCAUAAGAAGCUCAGAUGCGAUGCACAGGUUGGAAAGGGCUGCCAGAGAUGUGAGGCUGUCGGCUCUGAAUGCAGCUUCCGAGCUCAUACAUCUGCGUGUCGACCUCUAAUUCUACCAGAAACACAGUCAUCAUUACCGGAUCAUAAUAGGCCGAGAUCAGAGCAUGGGGAUAUUCACAUGGGUCCUCGUGGCUUUGCUCAAUUCCAGACAGGACCACUCUCCAGUGCCAUUCAGCCCUCUCUAGAUUUACAUUUGACGACGGAAUCAGUUGAUGAUUUACUUCUCCCUCUGCAGCCCGCUUACCAUCUACCAGAAAGACCUACGCCACAAGCAAUACAGACUCUGGAUCAAUUACAGGGUUUCUCAUAUCAAGUCAUUGGAUCAUCUGGCGAAUCGGAUCCAUAUCUUCUGCGGCACUGCAAUUUCGACGAUCAUGGCUUUUUGAUGCUCCAUAAAGUCCAUUAUAGAAAUGCGGGCGGCGUUCCUCUAGAUGAGAAAAUCCCAGUUCACUUCCUGGUGACGGAGAAUGAAUUAUACGAACAUGCAAGGAAAGAUACAAAAGUAUGCAACAAGGAGGAAAUUCGCGGUGAGCUAAACAGUUUGGUCCCGUUGGAAUGUGGCCAGAGAUUGGUCUCUCUCUUUAUGCAAUUUAUUUUCCCAAAUCUACCUAUCCUAUCUCGAUUUCAGCUCGGGCUUUCUGCGUCGCAGACCGUCCCAGACCAGGCCAUCUUGAGAACUAAACCCGUCCAUCUUCUUGCAGCUAUUUAUGCAUCGGCGCAGCCUUUUGCCAAGUUCGAUGAAUACCUUUGCUUGCUGAAUGCCUACUCGGUCCCGUCCAGUGAUCGACUCUGGCGCAUCGUGUGGGAAGUGCUGCAAGAAGAAUUACAUACUCCCAACCUAGCAGCAUUGCAAGCGGGUCUCUUAUAUCUGCAUAAGCCCACCGAGGGCAGUCAAAGUGCUUCCACAGAUAGCUCCUUUGUAUGGUCUUUCGUCGGUCAGUUAGUUGGAUUGGCAACAUCCCUCGGCCUGCAAUUAGAAUGCAAGCCCAUGGGCCUUCCAGCUUGGGAACGACGAUUACGCCGCCGACUAUGGUGGACUGUCUACGCCGAAGAUAAAUGGCGCAGCCUCUUGAUGGGUCGUCCUCCCUAUAUUCGACAAGACGAAUGGGAUGUGACGGACCUCGAUGACGAAGACUUUCAGAUUGGGCAGACCCAGGCCGAGUUCAUGCUACCAUUGGAUGAUCAAAUUCGUAUACACCAAUUUCAAUACUUUUCUCGACUGUCGCGCAUCGCAGACGAAGUCCAACUUCGCCUCUUUUCACUUCGCGCAUCACAGCGGCUCUCCUCAAAUUUCACCGAGUCUCUUGAAGUCGCACGGGCGUUGCUCGCGAACCUCAAAGAAUGGUAUUCGAUAUUGCCAAGUCAAUUGAGGGUUCAAAACAGACUCUUCGUCACGAUUGAUCGCCAUGGGCCGCAAUCCGGAUGUCUGCAUUUUGCCUAUAUUCUGCUCGAAGUCUUUAUCUUUCGCUCGCUGCUUCGACCUAUGGUGCGCUCUGCGGCGCCGCCUCGACUGUUCGAGGAAUUCGAAGACGCGAUGAGUCUUACAAAUAUGGUCGAUGAUUAUAUCGCACAGAUCAUCGAAGCAAGUGAAGUCGAACCAAUCCCCGCGAUUGACAUGUCUGAUGAAAACGGAAUUGGGAAUGCCGUGCUAAAGGCUGCAGAGAAUUGUGCAGCAAGGAUGUUGCGCUCCGUCAUGAGGAUGACCUGCAGCGAUUUGGGAGGAUUCUGGUACUCCUGGUCGCGCAUCGGAUUUGCCACAGCCUCCAGUUUCAUGCUGCUGUUGUUUGUACAAGCACCAUCCAAGGAACAUGCUCUCCGCGCUCGCCGGCUGGUACAUAUGUGGCGUCAGGCCUUACGUGGCCAAAGCCGAGGCUGCGAAUUGAUGAAUCUGGCGUUGAUCCGGCUGGAUGGACUACACUGGGCCGGAUUGCCGCGGCGUUUCUUCCUCCCCCAACACGUUAAAGAUGCAUUGGAGACCAAAUUGGACCAAUAA